Molecule: messenger RNA, 3066 nt
Organism: Rhineura floridana
Lineage: Eukaryota; Metazoa; Chordata; Lepidosauria; Squamata; Rhineuridae
Gene: LSP1
Product: lymphocyte specific protein 1
Exons: 11
Coding region: 222-1523 (433 amino acids)
Biological process (GO): signal transduction; muscle contraction
Molecular function (GO): myosin binding; actin binding; calmodulin binding
Source: RefSeq, a predicted model, not a curated record
UGAGUGGGGGAUUACUUCUCUUUUUUGUCUAAGUUUUUUUUUUUUGUUCUUUCUGAGUGAAAAACAAACUCACACCUUCAGACCUACAUGGUUUCCGGCUGUGCUGCCUUUACAGCCAAUACAGGAAGAGUGGGGAGAGAUCAACUGCACACUCAGUGUUCUCCUUACAAAACAGUCUGCAAAGCAAGUUGACCGGACCACAUUCUUCACAAGCAAAGAAAAUGGCUGAUGCAGAAUGUCUGGGGGACAUGGAGUUUGACACUGGGGUAGAGGAAGGGACUCAAGACGAGAUGCAAAGGCUGACAGCACAAUGGAGUGUGGAGGAUGAAGAGGAAGCAGCUAGAGAGCGGCGCCGAAGGGAACGUGAGAGACAGUUGAGGUCCCAGGCAGAAGAAGGUCUUACCACCACCACCACUACUUCUUCAGAAAGUGGAGUGUCAGCACAAGAAAGCCGGAUUGAUUGUAAGCCUUCUGGGACUUCAGAAUUGGAAGAGGAUGAGGGCUUUAGCGACUGGUCCCAGAAACUUGAGCAGCGCAAACAGAGAUGGGCAGGGGAGGGAGCGGGAGAAGGAGAGCGGACGUGCCAUGGCGAAUGGAGAGAAGCCCAACAGGUGGCACCUGCCCACCGGGAAGGAAGUCCUAGAUCUCCAAGGCAUCCCUUUGAGGAAGACGACGGCAAUCUGAGGGAAACAGAAGCCAAGCUAGAGCAAGUCCACCUGGAUCAGGUGUCUCCCACCUUCAUCCGGUUUGUACCUGGGCCCUCAAACUUCCUCAAGUUUGCUUCAAGUUCUGUCUUGCAAGAUCAGCCUGAAGCAGAAGCAGAGCUGGAGGAACAGCAAAAGCUUAGAGAUGCAGUGGAUAUCGGAGAAGAGAAUCAGGAUGUUGGAGAAGAGCUCCAAGAUGUUGAAGAGGAGUUCCAGCAUGUCACAAAAGAGAAUAAGCAUGAAGAAGAGAAAGAAAUGCAGGAGGAGAAGAAAAGAAGAUGGAAUGAGGAAGAAGAGGCACCAGAAAAACGGCAAAGAGCUCCCAGCACUUCCAGCCAGGAGGAAGAGACUCAGCCUCCUUUAAGCCCUGCAACAAAGAUCACUGACAGAACUGAAUCUCUGAACCGCUCUGUACAAAAAAGUAACAGUGUGAAGAAGACACAGCCACCUCUCCCAGUUUCAAAGAUCGGUGACAAGCUUGAGCAGUACACGCAUGCCAUUGAGACUUCCAGCAAGACUCCAAAGCCAGUGCGUCAGCUUUCCAUUGACCUUCCUACCAAUAGUGCUGCAGUGGCCAGCACAAAAAACCUCUGGGAGACUGGUGAGGUGGCUCAAUCCCCUGUGAAGACAACACCUUGUAAGGAUAUUGUGGCUGGAGACAUUGUGAAUAAGAGAAGCAUGUGGGAGCAUAAAGAGAGCCCAAGAACAGAUGAAAAUGCUAAGGUCAAACUUCCUGGCAAGAAGUACAAGUAUGUGGCAACUGGGCAUGGCCAGUACAAAAAGGUGUUGAUAGAAGAUGACGGGGCAACACAAAAAUAGCCUGCUUUGUUACCAAACACACAGAUCUGCUUAUUUUUUGUUUGAUGGACACCUAAGGCAAUACUUCUGUGCAAUGCUGAUGUCUCCUCUGCUAAAAGGGAACUAUAUUCAAAGGAUGACUACUUCCUAGCUCAAAUUUGAAGCCUGCUUCAAAACCCAGUUGAUUUCUUCACGGAUGGGAGCACCUCCCCAAGUUGACUUCAUCUGGUCUUGGACACAGAGUCAACUCAAGUGACAAAAACAUUUUUUUAACUCUCUAGAUUGGCUAUUCAUUGUGUUUGGGAAAUUAACCUGUGUGCUGUUUUGUACCCUUCUAAUUGCUUAAUUUAGUAUAAAGAGAGGCUUACCUAUUUCUCCUAGCCAAGCCUAGGGGCUGUCUCAAUAACCAGGGACAAGCUUUCAGUAUUUAACUUCUUUUCAGCUGUGAGCAAGAAAACAAAACGAGUGUGCAAAUAAAAAUUAAGGUGAGGAGAACAGUAGGAAAAUGUAGUAGCUUACAGUUGAUUCUAAGGAUCUUUCUACCAUUUUCUGAGCCUUCAAAAUGGCAGUGCAUAUCAGUCUCUCACCUCUUGACUAUAACAUGAAUGUUUUUGAUGGUGGUGACACACUGUUCUAAACUUCUUAAUAUUAAAUGAGGGGGAAGUGGCAUACAACUAAACAUUCAUUAUGGUCUUGUCACAUUGGUCUAUUCUACUUACAAUCCACUCAUAGUUUUCUUGUCUGGAUGACUUUUUCUUUAUUCAGUCAAGUUAGGUAACCUUCUGGCUUAUGUUCUAAUUGAGAUACGUAUAAUAAAUUAUGUAAAGGUUCUUCUCUCGCUAUUUCAUUUGGGGCAAUUGUCAUGUGGCUGACAAGCACUUCAGGAAUUUUUUCCCCCAAAGUGCCUAUCUGACUCAUAAUGAAGUGCUUAUUUUGGAUUCCCAUUGAAUUCUCCUGUGAUAGAUUAUUCAUGUGCACAAAGGCUGAAUCUUCCUUCUCCCAGCUGGGUGUAUACUUUCCUUCCCUAAGGCAUAAGCUUUAAGGUGAGCUCCAGGUAUGGGUUUGAGAAGUGAUAGAGGAUUCAAUCCUGUGCAUGAGUUAAUGCCCAAUGCACCUAAGAGGCCUCUGUCCUUCCCACCUGAACCAUCCCUGCUUUGAAAGGGGGCAUGGUAGUGGUUCUGCCAGAGUUACCAGUCUGGUGUGUGGUUGGGAUGAAGGGUAAUUUCCAGAAGCUAGCCAAACUGGUUCUUAAAAGAAACCCUUCAAAAAUGGCUGCUAAUACUUGCAUGGAGUACUUGACUGCAUGUGAAGGGUCCCAUGCCUUGUCAUAUAAAUGCAUCUAUUAGCCUGCCAACUUCAAAAGCUUUGCCUUCCCCUCCCUCCCAUUAUACAAGAGAAAAUGAACCACCAUAUCCUGUUUCAAUUCUCCCAAGACUGGAAUUUGCAUCUCAAGGGCUUAGAGUAUUUUCUGUAUCUUCCCUCCCUGUUGCUUUUACUUGUUACCAUUCUGUGUGACCUGGACUUGUUUUUCUAAGCAUUUAAUAAAAUUUCUGAGAAACAUAAA